GUUUCAUUUCCGUUUCGAUGAAAAUUUAAAAUUCGUGCCAGAUUUUAGUUUCAUUCCAGUUGAAAGAACGCAAACAACCAAGAAGACCUGCGGCGCAUUCGAAAGUAAAAAGUUGUGCAUACACCUACACCUACAACUUACUUUUACAAAAUGAAGCCAAUAUUAAUAUUUGUGUUCAUUGGUGCCUGCAUAUCAACAGCAUUUGGCAUCGAAUGCUACGAUUGUGAGUCUGCGACUGAUGCUCGUUGCAAUCAAUAUCUCGAGCCUGAAGGAGUCCGAACAACCGAUUGUGAUGACGCGGAUAUGCCAGAAUAUUUGCAUAAGUACGAGCGUCGCAUAGCAGCCACUGGCUGUUUAACGAAGGUGCACGAAGGCUUUGAUGGCCGCCGAUUUUAUAUUCGUCGUAGCUGCUACUUCGGUGACCCAGAAAAUACUGAUGAAGCUUGUGAUGCACAGGAUCCAUUUGCGCCAUGGGCCACUUUGCUUUCAUGUACAGUCUGUACGGAUGAUUUGUGCAACGUAAAUGCGAUCAAUACAGCUCAGCACAGCGUUAGUGUGUGGCGAAAACUUACUUUGCUCGGACUAACUUUGACAGCAAUGGCUGUAAGUCCAAUUUGUGUACUGUUUUAAUUAUUUCUUUAAUGAAAUCCAUGUAGUGUGUGUA
Messenger RNA from Anastrepha obliqua, 664 nucleotides. RefSeq lists its product as uncharacterized. The record is from RefSeq and is a predicted model, not a curated record. The coding region runs from base 151 to 630 and encodes 159 amino acids. NCBI's taxonomy places the organism in Eukaryota, Metazoa, Arthropoda, Insecta, Diptera, Tephritidae. The transcript is spliced from 4 exons. Gene Ontology annotation, biological process: positive regulation of voltage-gated potassium channel activity; regulation of synaptic transmission, cholinergic; sleep.